Ostrinia nubilalis (European corn borer) is the source of this 1588-nucleotide messenger RNA. Its product is annotated as protein O-glucosyltransferase 2-like. NCBI's taxonomy places the organism in Eukaryota, Metazoa, Arthropoda, Insecta, Lepidoptera, Crambidae. The record is from RefSeq and is a predicted model, not a curated record. The transcript is spliced from 6 exons. Gene Ontology annotation, cellular component: endomembrane system. The coding region runs from base 8 to 1489 and encodes 493 amino acids. Gene Ontology annotation, molecular function: glucosyltransferase activity.
UAGCGCUAUGAUUUGGAACUGUUGGAACUUUAUUUUGCUGUGUAUACAGUUUUCUUUAAUUAAUUCCCUACAAAAUAAUGAAUUUUUUUGGGGACCUGGAUUACAACCCCAAAAUAUAGUAAUGCCGGCUAGAUAUUUCUUUGUUAAUUUUACAUCUUACUGUAAGAAAUAUGAACCCAGCUUAGCAAACGAUGUUGCGGUGGAAAUCGAAGGAAAGUCUGCAAAUAACAACAGGUGUCGCGUCUGGAUAAAUAAACUAGAUCGGAAAGACGGCACUUUUUUAAUUCGCUAUAAAGUAUAUGAAACCUGCCAGGAUCUUUCCAUUGGAAUUUAUUUUAAGAGCAAGCAUAUUACUGGAUCCCCAGUCAAGUUUACAGGUCCUAUACUAGCAGACCAAUGCGACUGUCCAGUGAAAGAUAUUAACACUUGGCUGGAACAAUAUGGAUGCCCAAAAACUUACAAACAAAUUGAAAAUGAUCUGUUGUUACACAAUGAUGUUGAUAUGAAAGUGCAAAUUAAGAAAAUAAUUGAAAAGUAUCAUAAACCAGAAAGCACUAGUUUUUGCCAUUAUGUUAUAAAUAAUAACAAAAUUUACAGAGACUGUUAUGGAAAGCAUGUUGGGUUCAACAUGUUUUCUGAUAAUAUUCUAUUGUUUUUGUCAAGAAAGGUUGUAUUACCUGAUAUGGAAUUGGUUAUAAACCUGGGUGAUUGGCCUUUAGUUUCUAAACUGUCAGAGCCAUUACCAGUGUUUUCUUGGUGUGGUAGUAAUGAUACAUUAGACAUAAUAAUGCCAACAUAUGAUAUAACAGAAUCUACAAUUGAGAAUAUGGGCAGGGUCACAUUGGAUAUUCUGUCAGUGCAAGGCAGUGUUGAGCACCAGUGGCCGAGUCGGGAACCCCGUGCCAUAUGGCGAGGGCGAGACUCGCGACUGGAGCGGUUGAAACUCGUUGACAUUGCAAGGGCUAACCCUGAUCUAUUUAAUGUAUCUCUCACGAAUUUCUUUUUCUUUCGUGACAAGGAAGCUCAGUAUGGCCCAAAGCAACCUCAUAUUUCUUUUUUCAAGUUUUUUGAUUAUAAAUACCAAGUGAAUAUAGAUGGUACAGUAGCAGCCUAUCGAUUACCAUAUUUACUCGCUGGUGGUGGAAUGGUUUUGAAGCAAGAUUCGCCAUUUUUCGAACACUUUUAUAGUUUACUACGACCAUGGGAACAUUACGUCCCAGUUUCACGCGACUUGUCCGAUUUAAAAGAACGUGUAAUUUGGGCACUUGAACAUGACGAGGAAGCUCGUAAUAUUGCUGAAAAUGCUAGAAAAUUUGCCAAUGAACAUUUACUUCCACAACAUAUCAUUUGCUACCAUGGUGUACUUUUUUCUGAAUGGAGUAAAAGAUUAAAAAGUAAAGUAAGUGUAUAUGACGGUAUGACUCCCGUGCCUCAAGUAAAAUCAAAAUGUGACUGUGAAGAAAACAAUUUCAAGCAUGUUGAGCUGUGAUUUGAAUGUUAAUAGAGGCGAAAACAAACGAGAUUAUUAAUAAUGAAUAAAUAAUGCAUAUAGGUAGGAUACAGCUAGUUAGAAACUGUGUAACUAAAU